AUGCCCGGGACACCUGCGGUGCUGCUCCUGCGGGAUGGGCAUGGACUGAGACGCUGCAGAAGCCCUGAGCUGACUUGGAAGGAGGGCGUGCGCAGGCAGUGGGGUCAACGUCGGCCGCCACUGGGGCGUCGCCCCGUCACCCACCCCUGGCCGCCCUCGGCUCUACGUCGGUUGCCGUGCGUCCGGCGGGCCGGGCAGCGUGUGGGGCGCUUGGGGGUCGCGGCCUGCGCUCAGAGUCCCCGUCCCGGGGCCCGAGGCACGAGGUCCUGCCAGGUGUGUGGCCGAGGGCGGCGCCGGCCUGCUGGUCCCACGGACGUCCCGUCCCUGGACAGAGAAUUUGCUGUUUCCCUUUUCUGGGUUGCAGCGGCCGUGACCGUGGGUGGCAGCGGCUCAGCGGGGGAAGCAGGCGCGUUCGGGGGCCGCGCCUUCCGGGGCCAACCUCACAGGGACUUUCGGGGGCUGGUGGUGUUGAUGAAACCGGUUACUAAGAAACCUGUAGCCGCACAGCGCAGAGCAGGGCGGCCCCCGCCUGCGGGGCUGGUGCAUUUGCUCAGGAAAGGGGUGGCGCAGCUGCUGGCCUGUCCUCGUGGACACGGCGUGGACCGGAGGCCAGGGCACUCGGCCUCGGGCUGCCGGGCUCCUCCUUCUCAGUGGGGUUCCCCGGGGAUCCCGCCCCUGGACCGUCUUGGUGCAGGGGAAGGGAAACCCGCGUGUGUGGUCUGGGCCUGCGCCUGCGCCCCUCCUGCAGCUGGUCUCCUGGGGGGGCACCCCACUGCUGGGGUCGGGGUUCACGCUCGCCGGGUGAAGGAAGUGCCGGGUGCCAGCUGGGGCUGCAGGCAGCUGGAGGAGUUCACGAGCCUGCACAGCUUUAAGAACAAAGUCUUUAAAAAGCCCAAGGUCUGUGGGGUUUGCAAGCAGAUUAUCGACAGCCACGGGAUUUUAUGCCGAGCAUUUCGUUGUAUUCGGGACAGAAGCGGAGUGAAAACCAAGUGUCUGCCUUGUCAAUUUCGUGCCUAGCGGACACCUGCCUGCAAAGCAUGCACACUCCUUUGGAUUGAGCUUAGGACUUGAACCCCCCACAUGCUGAGCACCUGUACGCUUCGGUUCCAAAGGAUUUUGUUCGAUAUGGAACGCAAGUUUUGCGAGAGGCAAAUGUGUCUUAGUUUAAUCCAGCAACUUCUGAGGAAUUCCUCCCUCAGAUGGGAGCUACAUACUAACUUCCAAACCUGAGAACCUAGCUGUAAGCUCUCUCUCUGGGGAAUUUCCCUCUUGGAGAUAAGCUGAAACGUGGUCCUUCCCAGUUUGACACUGCCUGCAGAUACAGUUACGAACAUCCUCAUUAGACAUGUUUGUCAGAAGCUCAUGGGACGCAAGGGGUAACCUGUAGGCUUCAAGGUUUUGUCUUUAGGUGCAGUAAAGCGGUAUUCAUGGAA
This is a messenger RNA of Canis lupus familiaris (dog), 1433 nucleotides long. RefSeq lists its product as uncharacterized. NCBI's taxonomy places the organism in Eukaryota, Metazoa, Chordata, Mammalia, Carnivora, Canidae. The record is from RefSeq and is a predicted model, not a curated record. Bases 1 to 1017 code for a protein of 338 amino acids. The transcript is spliced from 4 exons.